Molecule: messenger RNA, 2939 nt
Organism: Cuscuta campestris
Lineage: Eukaryota; Viridiplantae; Streptophyta; Magnoliopsida; Solanales; Convolvulaceae
Source: the annotation of a GenBank genome assembly
CCAAGUCUACAAGGACCCUUUCUCGGGCAGCCUCAAAUCUUGGGGCCAAGCCUGCCAAGAUUUUAAUAGUUGCCAUCUACUCUCGCUGUUGUUGCUGAAUUCUGACAUCUGGAGUGAAGGGCAUUAAUGAAUUUAAGGCCUCAUAUGUCUUCUUGAAGUCCAUUAAGUAUGCUUGAAGAGAUUGAUCCUGAUGGUGUAGUGGCGUGGGUUAGCGAUGUAGCUCUAAGGUCAUAUCUCGGGGUUGAGACGGGUGUAAGAGGUUCGCGGAGGGGUAAGGUAGUGUCCCAUGUGCGUUUCGGCUCAUGGAACAUAGGGACCCUCACAGGUAAGUCAAUUGAGUUGGUGGAAGUUCUCAAGAGGAGAAGGAAUGGAGUCGGUAUUCUGGUGGCGCCGGAGCUGCGAGAGUUUGUGGUGGAGGUGAAGAGGAUUAGUGAUCGUCUGAUGGUUAUCAAGUUGGUUUUGGGUGAGUGUGCGAUCAAUGUCGUGAGUGCUUACGCCCCGCAUGCUGGCUUGGAAGACGAAGUUAAGAGGGAGUUUUGGGACGCCUUGGAUGGGGUGGUUGUUGGUUUUCCACUGACCGAGAAAGUCAUCAUUGGAGGCGACUUCAAUGGCCAUAUUGGAGACUCGGCCGAGGGCUUUAAGGACGUGCACGGUGGUUUUGGCUUUGGCAGCAGGAACCCAGCAGGAGUUUCACUCUUGGAGUUUGCCAGAGCGAGUGAUAUGGUGGUUGCUAACUCUUGUUUCCCUAAACGAGACGAUCAUUUGGCUACAUUUGUUAGUGGAGUGGGGACGACACAGAUCGACUAUCUUCUCGUGCGCAGGUGUACCCAACACAAGCUACUGGUGAGGGAUGUCAUGAUCAGGUGGGUGAAACAUAGGAGAGCUUCGGGUGGCAACACACAAAUCCGGUGGAGGAGACUAAGUGGGGAGAAUAUUUCUGAGCUGAUCAGGCGAGUGCAGGAGAAAGGUGCGUGGGAAUCGGCCAGAGAGGCUACUGAUAUGUGGGCGCGGACUGCUAACUGCAUCAGGGAAACAGCCUUAGGUGUAAGCUCUGGCUCUGGGAGUAGGUGUCAGGGUGAUUGGUGGUGGAGCGAUUCAGUCCAAAGUAAGGUGGAAGCCAAGAAGGUGGCAUAUCUGAGGUACAUGGGCUAUAAUGUUGAGGAGGAAAGAGCGGCAUUACGAGUGGAGUACAAGAAGGCACGUAAAGAAGCUAGGUUAGAGGUUACGAGGGCAAAGAAUGCCGCUUUUGAACGCCUCUACAAGGAUAUAGAGGAGAAAGGCGGUGUUAAUCCACUGUUCUGGCUUGCUAAGGUGCGUGAGAGGAAGGCCCGAGAUCUGGACCACGUGAGAUGCGUGAAGGGCAGCGAUGGUAGAGUGUUAGUUGAGACUGCCAAGGUGGCUAAACGCUGGGGGGAGUACUUUUGUGAACUCUUAAAUGCGGGAGGAAACCAGAGGCUAGUUCUUGAUGAGCUGGGGCAGUCCGGGGCGUCUCGUGUGUAUUGCCGUCGCAUUUGCCUGGAAGAGGUGGUUCGGGCUCUCCGCGGGAUGCGUAGUGGGAAAGCUUUGGGACCAGAUGAGAUUCUGGUGGAGUUUUGGAAGCAUGCGGGUCGUGGUGGGUGGGUUUGGUUAACCAAACUCUUCAAUGUUAUCUUCCGGACAGCAAGGAUGCCUGAUGAGUGGAGGGAGAGUCUCUUGGUCCCUCUGUUUAAAGGCAAGGGUGACAUUCAGAGCUGCGAGAAUUACAGAGGCAUCAAACUGCUUAGCCACACCAUGAAGGUUUGGGAGCGAGUCAUUGAGUAUAGGGUGCGGAAAGGGGUAUGCAUCUCUGAGAACCAGUUUGGUUUCAUGCAUGGCAGAUCGACUACAGAGGCCAUUCACCUCGUGAGGAGGUUAAUGGAAGAGUAUAGGGCUAGGAAAAAGGACCUUCAUAUGGUGUUUAUUGAUCUUGAGAAGGUGUACGAUAGGGUGCCAAGGGAGGUCUUAUGGAGGUGCCUUGAGACGAGAGGAGUUCCCAUUGCGUACACUCGCGCGAUCAAGGAUAUGUACGGUGGGGUUAGGACUAGAGUAAGGACCUCCGAGGGCGACACUGAGUCAUUCUCGGUAGGGAUGGGGUUGCACCAGGGGUCUGCCCUUAGCCCUUUUUUUGUUCGCCUUGGUGAUGGACCUCCUGACGCAAGAAUAAGUAGGAACAAGACUGAAUACAUGGAAUGUCGUUUCCGCGGUUGGGAAACAGAAUCAGAAGUGGAAGUUAGGAUUGACUCUCACCUAGUACCUAAGGUAGACAGGUUUCGAUAUCUUGGCUCGGUAAUUCAGGUUGAUGGGGAGUUAGACGGGGAUGUUGGACAUCGUGUUGGAGUGGCUUGGGCCAAAUGGCGGUUGGCUUCAGGGGUGUUGUGUGAUCCGAAGAUUUUGCCCAGGAUGAAAGGUAAGUUCUACCGGUCCGUAGUCAAACCUACUAUGUUAUAUGGGGCAGAGUGUUGGGCGGUUAAGAAGACUCAUGUGCGUCGUCUGCAUGAGGCGGAGAUGCGGAUGUUACGAUGGAUGUGUGGGAAGACAAGGUUGGAUAGGAUUUUGAACGAAGUUAUCCGACGUCAGGUAGGCAUGGCGCCGGUGGAAGAUAAGUUGCGGGAAGCGAGGUUGAGAUGGUUUGGUCAUGUGAGACGGCGGAAUGCUGACACCUGUACGGAGAUGCGAGAGGAUUACGGUUAUCGGGGGAAGUAGGGGAAGGGGUAGACCUAGGAAGAAUUGGAAGGAGGACUUUCAUUCCAUUGUACUUGGUCCUUUAUCUGUGCUAUACUGUGUUCCCUACCAUAUUUUUUGUGCAAGUUGAGCUGGGGGUCUCUUGGAAAUAGCCUCCCUACUUCCGAGUAGGGGCAAGGUCUACGUACACAAACCCUCCCCAGACCCUACUAUAGUGGGAAUCAACUGGGUUGUUGUUG